This is a messenger RNA of Macrosiphum euphorbiae (potato aphid), 312 nucleotides long. Lineage: Eukaryota; Metazoa; Arthropoda; Insecta; Hemiptera; Aphididae. The record is from the annotation of a GenBank genome assembly.
AUGGAAAUCUGUAAGUAUAUAAAUUGUCGGUACGGUAGUGGUGGACUGCAGGAAAAGAGUAUAUACCUCGACCUUUUCAACCCGUCACAUACAUCAUCCGGCGGUGGUGGCGGUGGACGUACAAAUCCGGGAGGCGGCGGCGGUGGCGUAAAACUCAUUUUGAUUUAUGACCCAAAAAGCACAAACUCGCACACACAAAGAUAUAGAUUUAAUGUUCUGACCCUGGCGAAAUAUGAUUUUCGGCGAGCGGAAACUGUCAGGUCGUUCAUCAACCACACCGCCGGCUGGGUAUCGAUCGUCCACCGCCUGUAG